CGGGAGUCGAGGAGCUCGGGGCGCGCGACGGAGUGAGCGAGGCUGGUGGAUGGACGCUGCUCCCCGGUUCAAGCUGCUUGCAGCACGGCCAUGAUGGGUAGACAAGAACCAGACCUCCAUGAGCAGCCGAGAGGACCACGAGAGCAAGAGGGGGAUGAGGACGAGGAGGGGGAGAAAGUGCAUGUGUCUGUGCAGGGAGAGGAGAGGGAGGAGGAGGAAGAGGAGGAGGAGGAGGAGGAGGAGAUGGAGAAUUUGCCAUACCCAUCUCUGGCACCGGUGGUUCUUUUGGCUCUGACCCAGACCAGCCCGCCCCGAUCCUGGUGCCUUCGAGCCGUCUGCCACCCAUGGUUUGAACGAGUGAGCAUUUUGGCCAUCCUGCUGAACUGUGUGACUCUGGGGAUGUUCCAACCCUGUGACCACACUCCCUCCCUGCUUCAGGCUCUAGAUGAUGGGAUCUUUGUGUUCUUCGCGGGAGAGAUGGUGGUUAAGAUGGUCGCUCUAGGGGUCAUAGGUCAGAGUGGUUACCUAGGAGACACAUGGAACAGACUAGACUUCUUCAUAGUUUUAGUGGGGAUGCUGGAGUAUUCUCUUGACGGACACAAUGUCAGCCUAUCAGCUAUCAGGACAGUCAGGGUUCUCCGCCCACUCAGGGCCAUCAACAGAGUCCCAAGUAUGCGUAUCCUGGUGACCCUUCUCCUAGAUACCCUGCCCAUGCUAGGCAAUGUGCUGGCAUUGUGCUUCUUUGUCUUCUUCAUCUUUGGCAUCGUUGGUGUACAGCUGUGGGCAGGGCUACUGAGAAACCGCUGUUUCCUGGGAGAAGAUGUCAAGACGAGAUAUAACGUGUCCUUCCUGAGUGUCUACUACCGGCCAGAUGGCUCUGAUGACCACCCCUUCAUAUGCUCCACUGAGAGAGAGAAUGGGAUGCUUCGGUGCUCCGCUGUGCCUCGCCGUCGGGUCCGCGGGACCUCCUGCUUGCUGGGUGCUGAGGAGGUGGGCCCGGAGAUGGGAUUCACCGUAGACGAGCCAGCGUCGUGCGUGAACUGGUUCCAAUAUUACAACGAGUGCCGAGCCAGCGAAAUGAACCCACACAAAGGAGCCAUCAACUUUGAUAACAUUGGAUAUGCAUGGAUCGCCAUAUUCCAGGUGAUAACUCUCGAGGGCUGGGUAGACAUCAUGUACUACGUCAUGGAUGCGCACUCCUUCUACAACUUCAUCUACUUCAUCUUCCUCAUCAUAGUGGGCUCCUUCUUUAUGAUCAACUUGUGCCUGGUCGUCAUAGCAACCCAGUUUUCAGAGACGAAGCAGCGAGAACAUGCCUUGAUGAAGUCAGAGCAGCACGCCCGUCAGCUCCACCAGUCAGCUUCCACCCUGGCCAGCGACAGCCAACCGGGAAGCUGCUAUGAAGAGAUCAUCCGUUACCUGGCACACCUGGGGCGCAAGGCCCUGCGGAGGCUGUCCCGCUACUGUACACAGACACACCCACAAUGCCACUGUGUGUGCGUUUGCCGGGGAGACAGAGGACGCGGGGCAGCAAAAGGGAGCGGAGUCGGGGAGGUGAAUGGCCUUGCCCACCGGCACUCGGGCCAUGCCCCCAAUGACCUUUCCCACCUUCACCAACUUUAUCAUCACCAUCAUCACUGUCAUGAUCGUCAACCACAGUCAGAGCCUGAGAUCCGUAACGGGGGGCAUGGCUUUAACUACCCAGUCAUCUCAUCCCUCUUCAGUCAUCAGGGCACAAAGGACCAGGGCAAGAAGAGGUCGGUUGCGGUCAAAACCCUGCCACAGUUGGUCUUGGAGCAUGGUUUAAGUGCUGGGCAUCCAGAAUUACCACUGCCAGGAGAAGUUCCCGGUGAGUCAACGGCGUGUUCGUGUUACUUCAGCGACAACCAGCCCAGUGACGGUGAACAUGCAAACGACCAGCCUGAAGACCAGCAACGCGGCUACAGUAACUUCUGCCAUGGCAGCAGCCCUUGGCACAACAACAGCCAGUGCCACUGCGACAGCCUCUGUGGUGACGGACUGACGUCAGGGCCAAGGAAGGGACUCUGUGAGGGCUGCUGGGUAGGACUAAGGGCCAAACUCGAACUCAUUGUCGGCAGCAGAUACUUUAGCAGAGGCAUCAUGAUUGCCAUCCUCAUCAACACACUGUCAAUGGGUAUAGAGUACCACGAACAGCCUCAGGAGUUGACAGAUGCUCUGGAGAUCAGCAACAUGGUGUUUACCAGUCUUUUCAGUCUGGAGAUGCUGCUUAAACUCCUGGCCCUGGGGCUCUUCGGCUACAUCAAGAACCCCUACAACGGUUUUGACAGUGUCAUUGUGAUCAUCAGUGUGUGGGAGAUUGUGGGUGAGGCGGAGGGAGGCUUAUCUGUUCUGCGUACCUUCCGCCUGUUGAGAGUUUUGAAGCUUGUCCGGUUCCUUCCUGCCCUGAGGAGACAGCUGGUGGUGCUGAUGAAGACCAUGGACAAUGUUGCCACAUUCUGCAUGCUCCUUAUGCUUUUCAUAUUCAUAUUCAGUAUCCUGGGCAUGCAUCUGUUUGGCUGUAAGUUUGGUCUGCGACAGGACAGUGGGGACACUCUGCCUGACAGAAAGAACUUUGACUCUCUGCUGUGGGCCACCGUGACUGUGUUCCAGAUCCUGACUCAAGAGGACUGGAACGCAGUGCUGUAUAAUGGGAUGGCCUCCACGUCUCCCCUGGCUGCCCUUUAUUUUGUGGCUCUCAUGACUUUUGGCAAUUAUGUCCUCUUUAACCUGCUGGUGGCCAUCUUGGUUGAGGGUUUUCAAGCUGAGGGUGAUGCCAACAGGUCUGAGGCAGAUGAGGAAAGGCAGUCUUUGUCUUUUGAGGAAGAGGAGAAGUUGAGGGAGUUGUACGCUGCAGAGCUGAAGAUCCAGGCCAUGAUGCUUAGCCCAAAUGGUCUCCUGAACCCAAGGGCCUCCAUGCCUCACCUGCCUCCUCUGCCCGUCAUCACACACACUGCCGCCACUCCCACCAUAAACAUGAACCACUCACGGCGGGCCAGUGGCAUCUCCAUGGACACCAAUGGCUUGGACUUGAGAUCAUCGUCCCCGUGGGAGAAUGGGGCCGAGAGCCGCCGCUCAAGCUGGGCCGGUAUUGGCCGAGCCCCCAGCCUGCACAGGAGGAGCCAGUCAGGCGAGAUGGAGUCUCUGCUGUCAGACACACAUACAAACUCCAAUCUCAGCAGCAUGGAGCAGUCCCUCGACCAGUCAGAUUAUCUGCAGGUUCCCAUACUUCAACCUCCAGACUGUAAUGGCACCGCCCUCUACCUCCCAGACCAUUCCUAUGGUGACGCUCCCCCAUCAACCAAUUAUUGUUACGAUCAGGAUGAAGACGAAGAGCUUGAGGAGAGUUGGUGCACAAAGUUAAAGAAAUUGCUGGCGCCCUAUGAGCCUCAGUGGUGCAGAGAGCAUGAAGAGUGGUCUCUCUAUCUGUUUGCACCGCACAACCGGCUCAGGCUGUGGUGUCAGAGGGUCAUAGGUCAUAAGAUGUUUGAUCACGUGAUUCUCCUCUUCAUCUUCCUCAACUGCAUCACCAUCGCUCUAGAGAGACCCGACAUACAGCCCAGCAGCAUGGAGCGGGUUUUCCUCACUGUGUCCAACUAUGUCUUCACUGUGAUCUUCGCGUUAGAAAUGAUGAUUAAGGUAGUGGCUAUGGGCUUCUACUUUGGCACCAGUGUGUACCUGAAGAGCAGCUGGAAUGUUCUAGACGGACUGCUGGUAUUUGUCUCACUCGUGGACAUCCUGUUCUCCAUCGCCUCAGCGGGUGGCAACCGCAUCUUCGGCAUCCUCCGUGUGCUCCGUCUGCUACGCACGCUACGGCCCCUCAGGGUGAUAAGUCGUGCUCCGGGGCUGAAACUGGUGGUGGAGACUCUUAUUACAUCCCUCAGACCGAUCGGAAACAUCGUCCUCAUCUGCUGUGCUUUCUUCAUAGUGUUUGGAAUACUUGGAGUACAGUUGUUUAAGGGUAAGUUUUUUCACUGUGAUGGGCUAGAUGUAAGUAACAUCACCAAAAAAACCCAAUGUCUGGAGGCUGGACAUCGCUGGGUUCGACGCAAGUACAACUUCGACAACCUGGGACAGGCGCUGAUGUCGCUGUUUGUGCUGUCGUGCAAAGACGGCUGGGUCAGCAUCAUGUAUGAUGGCCUGGAUGCUGUGGGAGUGGACCAGCAGCCGAUACGGAACAACAACCCGUGGAUGCUGCUGUUCUUCAUCUCCUUCCUCCUCAUCGUCAGCUUCUUCGUGCUGAACAUGUUUGUGGGCGUGGUGGUGGAGAACUUCCACAAGUGUCGUCAGCAGCAGGAAGAGGAGGAGGCCCGGCUGAGGGAGGAGAAGCGACAGAGACGCAUGGAAAAGAGGAGGAGGAGGGCUCAGGAAAAGCCCUACUAUUCAGACUACUCCCCUUUACGUCGAUCUAUACACACCCUGUGUACCAACCACUACCUGGACCUCUUCAUCACCAUCAUCAUCUUCACAAAUCUCCUUACGAUGAGCAUGGAGCACUACAACCAGCCAAAGUACCUGGAGGAGAUACUGAAGUACUGUAACUAUGUCUUCACACUGGUCUUUGUCAUCGAGGCCAUCCUCAAGCUUAUCGCUUUUGGCCUGCGGAGAUUUUUUAAAGACAGGUGGAACCAGCUGGAUCUAGCCAUUGUGCUUCUUUCAAUUAUGGGAAUCACACUGGAGGAGAUAGACCUGAAUGCCUCCCUACCCAUCAACCCUACAAUCAUACGCAUCAUGAGAGUGCUGCGGAUAGCCCGAGUGUUGAAGCUAUUGAAGAUGGCUACAGGAAUGAGGGCUUUACUGGACACGGUGAUGCAAGCUCUGCCCCAGGUGGGGAAUCUGGGUCUUCUCUUCAUGUUGCUGUUCUUCAUCUACGCUGCUCUUGGAGUCGAGCUCUUUGGAAAACUGGAGUGUUCUGAGGAGAAUCCUUGUGAGGGUCUCAGCCGCCACGCAACCUUUGACAACUUCGGCAUGGCCUUUCUCACGCUGUUCAGGGUCUCCACCGGGGACAAUUGGAAUGGAAUUAUGAAGGACACACUGCGCGAGUGUCGUGCCGAAGACCACCACUGUCUGAGCUACCUACCUUUAAUCUCCCCCCUCUACUUCGUCACCUUCGUCCUCACGGCCCAGUUUGUUCUGGUCAAUGUGGUGGUGGCUGUUCUCAUGAAGCACCUGGAGGAGAGCAACAAGGAGGCGGCACAGGAGGAGAUGGAUGAGAAGAGAGAGAGGGAGGAGAGGAGAGAGAGGGAGGAGAAGAGAGAGAGGGAGGAAGCCAAUCGGUGCCUUAGCAACGCGUCCAUGGAUGGGGACCAGGGGUCAAAUGUUGAGACACCUGUUCAGGUGGAGGUAGAGGAAGAGGAGUGUUCCCAUGGCAACCUUUUGAUCAUGGGACGCAUGCUCUCGCUCCCUAGCGACAGCCACAUCCAGCCACUCAGAAGCACUCCUUACCCUCCUGUCGGUAAUGAGGCCUACACCAGUUGCAGCUACUCAGGCUCCAUGUCAUCGCUGGGCUCCAGCGGAGGUGGCUCACUGCUGCAGGUCCCGGGGGCCUUGCCCUCUAUCAGCCACGUGUCACUGGGGUCUGGACGCAGCUCAAGGCCGAUCAUACACCUUAGCCCCUUGCGUAGCGUUGAAAGGCACAUAUCCUCCAGCAGUAGGCACAUCCCCCCCAAGCUCAGUCCAGCCCACAGCAUUGAAAGACACAGACUUAGCUCGGCUCACAGCAUUGACGGAUACAGGCUCAGCCCAGCCCACAAUGUACAGAGACACAGGCUAAGUUCAGCUCGCAGUGUUGACGGAUACAAGCUCAAUCCAGACCACGUUACAGACAGACCAAACCUCAGUCCUGCUCAUAGCAUAGACAGACAUCCCUCCCUUAGGCUAGGUCCCACCCACGGUGUCAACAAGCACGCCUCCCACUGGCUUAGUCCUGAUGACAGUUUAGAUAAAAACAGACUAAGUCCCACCUAUAUCCCAGAUAGUUCAACCACACGGAGACCAGGAUCUUUCCGCUCUUCCACCAAACGGUUGCGGAGACAGGAGGCCGUACGGUGUGACUCAGUGGAUCAGAGUUGCAGUUUGGCUGAUGAGCUGCAGUCGCCUGUCACCACACCCCCACGCCAGCGCUCUUCAAGUGUACACACGCUCAAAUAUACUCAUCCCCAGAGGGUCAUCUCAUGCAGAGGCCACAGCCGGAGCCACAGUGAAGCCACUGAACAAGCACUUACACCUGAACAGUCCCCCUGCCAAACAGCGUCCUUGACAGGAACAGAGGUCCAGCUUGUCAGCCUGCAGAGUAGGUCCAGUCUCCAGGUUCCCAGCCCCGAGGCAGCCAUCCAAAACAGUUCUGGACCAUUUACCUUGAGUCCAGUCAGCCCCGGCUCCGGUUCCCAGCUAGAUGAUGCUGACGAAGAAGUCAGUCGCAUUAACAGUUCUACUCACACACACAUAUGCACACAACUUUCUCCCAGCAACUCACACAAUAGCCGACACCUCUCUCCCAGCCCGGGGGAGCACAGGAGUUGUCUCAGCCAAUCGGUGUCUCCGAUUUCGGGAACGAAUAGGAAGCAGAGAAUGAGUCCACCUCCAGGGGAGGAGCCGGUCACCAUAGCAACUCAAAUGAUGGACAGCAGUGUUGAGCUGAGACGGCGGACCCUGUCCUUUGACUCAACAAGCCUCUCUCCUCACUGUGCAGAGGGAGGUUCUGUAGAUGACUUAGCCUGAUGCUCUUGGUGAGGGGGAUUGGCUUUUCACAACAAAAAGCGGAUGCACUUCAGGUGCUUGCUUGAGCACAUGGGAGGAGGAGGAGUCACAAUCUAAAGGAAUUGAACUGUUUCCUGUUCCAGGCCGUACCCCUCACCUCCUCCCAUCCAAUCACAGGGUCCUCUUGAGUGCACGAGCAGAGCUCUUUUGGACUCUGUGUGUGUGUAUGUGUUUGUGUGUGCGUGCGUGCGUGCGAACGGGUUUGUGUAUGUGUUCAGAGCAAAGAAUUACCCUGGUACUGAUUUGCACACAGUAUGCACACAAGAAGACAUUCCCUACUUCAAUAUUAGCCCCAGCUUUAGUUUGGACAUAGUUCUCACUCUUCUGCUAUAUUUACUCAAGCAUUUGUCUUGCCCUUGCUUGCUCCUUCUUUCUUGCCCCACUCACUCUCCCCCUUCCGUUGUUUACUGUAGUCAUCUCUACAUCCGUUUUCCUCAUCCUUUCCUUUUGAAUGCUCUCCCACAAAACGAGCACUUAGUUUUCUGACAGCUACCCCCUCGUCCUCUUUUCCACCUCUUCUCCCUACCCUUGACCUCUCUCUAUCUUAGUAUUCUCAGGGUAGAUGUAGUUCAGACACAGGUGACUGUAAGUUGAUGUGAUCAAAGGCUGGCAGGCCAACUGCAGAGUUAGAUCGCCCCCUGUUGUCUAGGUCUGUGGUGUGCCGAAGGUGGUCUCUGACCGUGGCGAGUUUCGGGUUCACGUGGAAUGCAGAAGAAGGUAAAUGGAAGGGCUUUUCAGGUGAUCAGCUUGUAUAUCAAUUUAUAAAGAAAAUGGCUUAGAAUAUAUUUUAUUACCACGGCAUCUGUAAUGUAAGAACUAUAUAGAUGGAUUUCUACUUUUCGAAUGUCAGGUUAUAAACUGACAAUAUUGAUAAGAAUGGCUAAUGAUGUCGAUAGUGGUGUACGACGAUGAUGAUGAUAAUGAUGAUGAUGAUGAUGGCGGUGUGCAACAACGAUGGAGAUGUUUCAUGUCUUAUGAACUCUGGGAAGCAGGGAAUGAUGUUGUUUACCUGCAGCAACAUUACUGUACAGUGCUGGAAUAAAACCACUUCCUGUUGGA
Messenger RNA from Lampris incognitus (smalleye Pacific opah), 7836 nucleotides. Its product is annotated as voltage-dependent T-type calcium channel subunit alpha-1H-like. Gene Ontology annotation, cellular component: plasma membrane; neuron projection; voltage-gated sodium channel complex. The coding region runs from base 91 to 6738 and encodes 2215 amino acids. The transcript has 35 exons. Gene Ontology annotation, molecular function: low voltage-gated calcium channel activity; voltage-gated sodium channel activity. The record is from RefSeq and is a predicted model, not a curated record. Gene Ontology annotation, biological process: calcium ion import; positive regulation of calcium ion-dependent exocytosis; neuronal action potential. Lineage: Eukaryota; Metazoa; Chordata; Actinopteri; Lampriformes; Lampridae.